Messenger RNA from Cuscuta epithymum, 1011 nucleotides. NCBI's taxonomy places the organism in Eukaryota, Viridiplantae, Streptophyta, Magnoliopsida, Solanales, Convolvulaceae. The record is from the annotation of a GenBank genome assembly.
GUGGUGCGCUUGUUCCUAUGCGAAACGACCAAGAACGGAGUGCUUCGUAUAAUGAAGGACCGGUCUUAAAUUGACCCUUCCCUCUAAUUUUAACUUAUUAACGACGAAGACAGUCACCAGCGUUCACAAGCCGCGCCGCCGUCCGCGGCCCUGCUUCGGCGUCUUCCUUCUGCGGUUGUCCGACUCCGACUCUUCCUCCAGUUCCAGACUCUUCCGGAUAAUACUAUUUUAGACUUUUUUCCCCUUAAACAUUGUAUUAUUUGGUGAAACAUUGUUAAUCUAUUUGAUUAACUCUUGGCAAAAAUCCCCCAAGCACUGCGUGUCUGUUGGGGUGAAUCAGUGAGAAAUGUCUUCCUCAAACGUUCUGCGGGAAAUGCAACGCGACCUCGAGAGCAAAGCGAACGAUCUUAGCCAAAUUCAAAAAGAUAUAGCCAAGAAUCAUCAAGUCCGAAAGAAAUACACCAUUCAACUAGGUGAAAACGAGCUUGUCCUCAAGGAGUUGGAUCUCUUGAAUGAAGACGCCAGUGUGUACAAACUGAUUGGGCCAGUUCUGGUGAAGCAGGACCUGGCAGAGGCUAGCGCCAAUGUCAAGAAGCGAAUUGAUUACAUCUCAGCCGAAUUGAAGCGUUUGGAUGCCACUCUUCAAGAUUUAGAAGAAAAGCAGCACAGCAAGAAAGAAAUGAUCUUUAAAUUACAACAGAGAAUUCAAUCCUCCCAGGCAGGAAAGGUCAAAGCUUAAUGUACAUGAAUGUGAUGUCUCUCAGCGGUGCAAACUGCAAAGUGAUGUAAUCUGUGUUUUUUUUUUUGAGAAUUUCAGAAGUUUGUGGAGCCUCAGUGUGGGAGUUUAUUGUGGUUUUCGUUUUGUGGAACAAAAAAGCAAUCCUAGAUAAUCUUUUUAGAUAAUCUGUUCUUGAAUGAAUCACUCAUUUUAAUUUUUGGGAUAAUAUUAUGGAAGUAUAAGUUCAUGAAAUUGUGUGUUUAAGCAUUGGUAUUGGAAAAGUAGUUAUAGAG